AUGAUGCAUAAACACCUUCAAUCAUAAAAACCUAUUGAUAAGGCUUAAAUUUUGUGCUGUACAUUUAAUAUCUAUAGGCUACACACACCAUAAAAACUUCAGUCUCCAUGAAUUAGAAAAAUACUAGUUAAUAUACUAUAGCUUUUAGGGGCUUUAAAGAAUGAGAAUGUUCAACUGUUUGAUAGAAAAAUAGUAUAUAAUAAUAUAAUUUAUAAAACAUUAAUAAAAUAAUAUAUUCAGUAAAUUAAAACAAAAUAUAAUUUGAUGUAGACUUAUUACUUUUUAAUUGAAAGUAACUCUCCAGUAGGCGGCGCUAAUGCGCUUUGUUAUUUUUCAUUCAGCAAAUUUACAUCAAGAAGAAGACGCGAGCAGUGCUGGUCACAUGCAGGCUUCUGUGAUCAUUACUGUAUUUUUUGUGAUCAUACAUUUUUAUUUAAACGUUUUGUUAUUUAUAUCGCAUUGACAUUUUCUUCUUUUUGAAGAAAAGAUGGCGACAGAUGCAAAAAGGGCAAAGAUAACGUUAGAUGGUAAGACUGAUGCGUUUGAUCCACUGAAGAUUUUCUUGUCAUGGUGUAAUAGUGUGAAUCUGACUCUCAGUGAUAAGGUCUGCUUAAGUAAAGAUUGUACAGUUGCGGAGUAUGGCAUGCUUGCCAAAGAGGGCAUUGAAGAGGGACACAUUUUAUUCUCAAUACCCAGAGAGACUCUUCUUCAUCAGGGCACCACUGAGAUCAAAAAGGUGCUUGAAGAUGGUAUGAAAUCUUUAGAGAGUGGAUCGGGCUGGGUUCCUCUUCUUCUGGCACUCCUUUAUGAGUACACGUCUCCACACUCGCACUGGAAGCCGUACCUGUCCCUCUGGCCUGACUUUAGUACACUGGAUCAUCCCAUGUUCUGGUCUGAAGAGGAGCGGGAAAAACUUCUGAAAGGCACAGGAAUUCCUGAGGCUGUCAAAAGUGAUCUGGAAAAACUUCACGCUGAAUAUAAUAACAUCGUCCUUCCGUUUAUGAAGUCUCAUCCUGAUCUGUGGGAUCCUGAGAAGCACAACCUGGAGCUCUAUAAGAGAUUGGUAGCUUUUGUGAUGGCCUACAGUUUUCAGGAGCCUGUAGAUGACGAUGAUGAAGAUGAUGAGAAAGCACCCAGUCCUCCAAUGAUGGUGCCCAUGGCUGACAUGCUGAAUCACAUCUCUAAGCACAAUGCCAAUCUGGAAUAUACACCUGAUUUUUUGAAGAUGGUCGCUGUACGACGGAUUGAAAAGGGUGAGGAGAUUUUUAAUACCUACGGUCAGAUGGCAAACUGGCAGCUCUUGCACAUGUAUGGCUUUUCAGAGCCAUUUCCAACUAACGUCAAUGACACCGCUGAUGUUCAGAUGUCCAGCGUGUAUGAAGCAGCAAUGCAAGUGACACAAAGCAAAACGGACAAACAACUGUUAUCGGACAAGUGGAAGAUGUUGGGUGAGAUGGAGAUUGUGGGAGAGAAAGGGGUUUUUAUCUUUGGCCAAUCAGGUUCUCUCACCUACAGUGAACUCUACACAACACUCAAGGUCCUAUGCAUGUCGCAGCAAGAGUUCGAGGAGUUCCGUGAAAACGAAGGUUGGGAGGACGAUGAAGGUGAUGAAGAUGAUAAAAUGGAGCAGGCUUUGAGUUUCGAGAGACUGACGGAGUUGAAGACGGAGUGGAAACGGCUCUUACACGCAGCGGCGAGACUAACACUGAACUCUUAUUCUGAGGAUGUGGAAACUGACAGACGACUGUUGGAGGAUCAAGAAGCUCUGGCUAAACUCGGCAGCAGAGAGAGAAGAGCCCUGCACGUGCGGUACGGUCAGAAGAGCGUCCUACAGCAUCUGGAGCAGCUCACCAAACCCAAAGACUAACUAAAUAUAGACCAUUUCAAAAGAUGUAAACAGCACUGAUUCAGAAACACUUCCUGUUACAGUUUGUGACAGUUUUUAUUUAUUUCACAUAUCAUUAUCUUUAGGUGUUUGUUUAACUUCAGUUAAUUCAGUUCUAUAUGUUCUGUUGGUUGUAUUUUAUCCCAACAUUUAUCUAGUGUUAAAAAACUGAAACAGGAAGUGCUUCUGGACCAGUGUUAAAAUCAUUCAAGUGCAUACUGGGAAAUGCUCUAUUAUUGUGAAGACAACAAAAUGUAUAUGGUGGAAAUUUGUAAACUCUGCAUUUUUUUUUUGUCUUUUUUUCUGAAUUUUGUCCAGUCUAUUAGGAGCAUCAAAGUUUAAUUUUGCUCAUUGAUUUCAAUCUUUGACAUGACCUUACUCAAUCAGUCAAUAUUAAAGAUAUCAUGGUUAUAUUUUCACACAAUGUUCUUUACAUUAUAUAAUACAUUACAUUAUAUGAUCUGAAAAGCUCUGUGUCCCUGAUUGGUGAGAUUCAAUAGGAAAGCCGCCCUUACUGUAUCAAAAGUUACAUCCAGUCAUAAAUAACAUGUCUGCUUAUUAAUAUGUCAAUUGGUUGAAUAAAUAAAUAC
Messenger RNA from Paramisgurnus dabryanus, 2475 nucleotides. It is a transcript of the gene setd6, whose product is annotated as SET domain containing 6, protein lysine methyltransferase. Gene Ontology annotation, cellular component: nucleus. NCBI's taxonomy places the organism in Eukaryota, Metazoa, Chordata, Actinopteri, Cypriniformes, Cobitidae. The record is from RefSeq and is a predicted model, not a curated record. Gene Ontology annotation, biological process: peptidyl-lysine monomethylation. Gene Ontology annotation, molecular function: protein binding; protein-lysine N-methyltransferase activity.